AUGAAUUGAUGUGCCUCUUAUAGUUGUCUUUUCUACGUCUAGCAGAGUGAAGUGUAGAAGGCUAGAACAAUACUAAAUCAGAUUUAAGAAGAGCUGUCUUUAAUGCAAUGAACGCCUCUAGAAAUGCUCAACAGAACAAAUAUACAGGGUAACAGCGGUAGGAAUCAAAUCUGCAAGUUUUUGAAAUCGAGGAGCAGAAGGAUAGAAGGUAAACUGGAAGGCAGUGGUAUUCCUAAGAAAGUGGGAUAGAAAAGAGUGGUGAGAUAAAGUCGGUGGAUCCUCGACUGAUUCAUGUGGUGAUGGACAACACUUCUCCAAGCGAGGGAGGGGGCCUAAAAUCAGCUAAAUCAUCAUCUAAAGGGAAAAAGAAGAAAGAAAGCCUGGAGGGAAAGGACGGAAGGAGGAGGAAAAAUGCUUCAGAUUCUGGAUGUGAUCCUGCAACAAAGAAGCUAAAGGAGAGGGGUGAGGUGGAUAGCAACGGUAGUGAUGGAGGUGAGGCGAGCAGAGGUCCUUGGAAAGGAGUCUCCAGUAGCGAAACAGGACUGGAUCCGAGGGCCAAGCAGUUGCCUUCAUUCAUUCCUCAGAUUAAUCGCAAUAUUCGCUUUGCUACUUACACCAAAGAGAACGGCCGAACACUGGUGGUGCAGGAUGAGCCGGUUGGUGGUGACACACCAUUGCCCUUCACUCCAUUUUCCUCUGUGGCUGGACAAACGUUGCUUGUGGGAUCUGGAUGUAAAGAGGCAGGAAAGUCACUGGAGCAGGUUGGCCCAGUGACUUCUGCAACCGCCGUUACUACAACGGCUUUGACGCCGACAACGGUGAGAAUCUCUGACACCAGUUUGCCAGCUGUUACUGGGCAGGAGAAACUGAAAACAGUUCGAUCUCAAGCCCAGGGAGAGGUGAGUAACUCGUGAUCCAGCAUGUCCGAGAAGGAUUUACGUAUUUGCAGCAGAUGUUCUGCAACAUACUCCUGUUACAACGUUUGGCCACGGAAUUGAGAAAACUGCUUUUUCUCUGAUUAGUCCCUCUCCUCACAAAGAAAACCUGUUAUCUGAUAUAAGAAAUGACUCCAAAGAAAAUUAAGAUAUUUGGUGAAG
Messenger RNA from Lepidothrix coronata (blue-crowned manakin), 1097 nucleotides. RefSeq names its product lysine-specific demethylase 3B-like. The record is from RefSeq and is a predicted model, not a curated record. Bases 300 to 914 code for a protein of 204 amino acids. The transcript has 3 exons. Lineage: Eukaryota; Metazoa; Chordata; Aves; Passeriformes; Pipridae.